This is a messenger RNA of Penicillium chermesinum, 1443 nucleotides long. RefSeq lists its product as uncharacterized. Bases 1 to 1443 code for a protein of 480 amino acids. The record is from RefSeq and is a predicted model, not a curated record. The transcript has 2 exons. NCBI's taxonomy places the organism in Eukaryota, Fungi, Ascomycota, Eurotiomycetes, Eurotiales, Aspergillaceae.
AUGGCAAUUGCUACCAUGGUUUCUUCAAUCGACGUUGACUACGAAGAGUCUUCCCUUGGAGGCACCGACCCCCCUGAUGUUGAUGCCUCGACUCGUAUCAAUACUCAAACCCCGGUUGUUGACACCUCCAGUCUCAUCCAUGUUGACCCAUCCGACCUCACUGGUGUUGAAGUCUAUGGUCUUAAUGACAGAGAGCGAGUUGAGAGGCUCAGUCACACAAAUUCCGACUUUUUGUACGACUGCGAAAUCCGCGAACUGAUGAAAGCACCUCUCCUUGUCCGUUUCAACAGUCCCAGGAUCUUCUACCACAGUGGAACCUGGAGAGGGCGCUCUCGCCUUCAGUUCUGGCCCGUGUUGUUGGCUACCAAUAACCAUGGAAUCCGUUAUUUGUCCGACGAGACACUGUCCAAAGUUUUGCCGGGGUGGAAGCUAUACCUUGACCUGGAUGAACCCAAGAUGCCUCCUAUGCGUUCGCUACACCUCCACAAGCCUUGGUGGACAUGGAUCAAGCGCGAGCACAACAAGCUCAACGCCCUGCGGAAAAGCUGGCCCAGCCAACAUGACCCUUCGCUCAUAUCUGACAUGGGUCCCCGCACCCCUCUCAGUGAUCGCCUGAAGGAGGACAGUCCACAUAUCGUCUCUGCAGAGAAGCGGAGAGAGGUUCGCCAUGAGGUUGACUUUCCCAGUAAGCGGAGCGUGACCAGUCUCCAGAACAAUCUUCGUACACGAUAUGGGGCCAGCUCAGCCAAGUCCCGCGAGCGCCGUGCCACUGCACGGCGUCAUCGAAUCUUGGCAGACGAGCUCAUUACUACCGAAGCAUCUGAGCUGAAUUCUCCAGUUGCUAGAACUCCUUCUACCUUGAAUUGUCCAACGGAUCCAGCUCCAGCUCCAACUCCAGCUCCAGCGCUCCCAGGUCAAGGCUCUCUGACUACGACCAUGAGGUCUCAAGGUAGCCCAGUUGUUCAGACUCAAGUCCACCGGAUUCCUCCUGCUACCCAGGCUCAAGCCCCACCAUCUAGCCAGGGUCCAGGCCAUCUGCCAGUUCCAGGUUGGAUACCAUGGAACCACUAUCCAACUCCAGCACUGACUCUCGUCCCUCCGCACUUGACAUCCCCGAGUGUGCCUAGCGUGGGCGGGCGGGGGGCUGAGUCUGGGUGUGAGCUUAGCAACCUGCGGGAUGAGAUGUCUCAGCUCCGGAGCGAAGUGAGUGCGCUCCGAGAGAAAUGUGAGCGCUACGAGAACGACAUCCAGUGGCUCACAAACGAUCUGGGAAUCCACGCGACGUACAUCAGGGCCCAUCACCAGACCUUCUCAUGGAUUGGAGGGGGGGAUCACCCAGCAGUAUGGAGCGCUUCCAACCCAGGAUGCCUCAUCGGGUGCCCUUCCUGGUCCAACUGGCGGGAAUACCCUUCUUCCUCUCGCCUCUGGUCCUGCUGCUGGUAG